UCAGGUGUCUAUAAUCAGACAUGGAAAGUGAAAACAAGGUUUUUGUCGAAUCCAAGAAAAGAAUGAGGUUUCUGAAAGUGAUAUCCAACGGGUGUUCUCAGAAUCGCAGGAGCAAAGUUUCAGCGUUUCCACAGCUUCAUCGUCUUCAUUCACUUUCCCAACCGGCGGUGCCCAGUUUUGGAAUUGCUUUCGACAUUGAUGGUGUCAUUCUUCGAGGCCACUCUCCCAUUGGUGGAUCUCCACAAGCUCUCUCUCGACUUUAUAAUCAUCUUGGUAGCUUGAAAGUUCCUUAUGUUUUCUUGACAAAUGGUGGUGGUGUACCUGAAUCGAAAAGAGCUUCUGAGUUAAGUAAACAGCUGGGUGUCAAUAUUCAACCCCAACAGGUUAUCCACGGCCAUUCACCUUUUAAACAGCUGGUAAAUAGAUAUGAGAAGGAGCUAAUAGUUGCUGUUGGUAAAGGGGAACCUGCUGAUGUGAUGACUGAAUAUGGUUUUAAAAAUGUUGUCUCCAUGGAUGAAUAUGCAUCAUGCUUUGACAGCAUUGAUCCCUUGGAACAAUAUAAGAAUUGGAGAUUGGAUAGCCAGAAAAGCUCUUCCAAGACCAGCAUUUCCUCACAAAGAGUGAAGGCAGCAUUCAUCGUUAGUGAUCCUAUUGAUUGGGGAAGAGACAUUCAGGUUCUUUGUGACAUAUUACGAACUGGAGGUCUCCCUGGAACAGAAAUUGCACAUCAGCCACAUCUUUAUUUUGCCAAUGACGACAUCGACUACCAGGCUGUGUUUCCGUCGGAAAGGCUUGGUAUGGCUGCUUUCAGGAUUGCAUUAGAGUCGAUAUUUAACAGAAUUCAUCCAAAACCGCUGGAGUAUACAUCGUUUGGGAAGCCCAAACCGUUCGUUUUUCGAAAUGCUGAGAUAGUACUUAAGGACCUCUUGCCAUUACUUGUUCAUGACCCUCAGGAUGCAAAACCUGGGAAUAUUGAUAAUCAUUGUUUCAAGACCUUGUACAUGAUAGGGGAUAAUCCUGCCAUUGACAUUAAUGGUGCACGUCAGGCGGGACAACCUUGGUUUUCCAUUUUAACGAGAACAGGGGUAUUCAAGGGAAAAGAAAAUCAUGCAGAGCACCCGGCAGAUUUGGUCGUUGAUACCGUGGAAGAGGCAGUAGACUAUAUAUUAAAAAGGGAGUGCAUCUUGUAAGGUUUACUCCUUUUGCUGGGUGAGUUGUAGGAUUUAGUACUCAACUUAUUGGAGGAGUUCAGCAAUCUUACCACAGAAUGCUCUUAAUGAGAUAUAUACGGUAGCCACUAAGAAUCUAGUUGAUAGAUUCAGCAGAGUGGAGAAAGGAAGUGCCCCUUGCAAAUUCUAUUUGAUAACUUAGGCUUAUAUGCCUUACAAAUUAGUAUCUGUUCUAAUACUUUUCGGGUGAGCCAGAGUCGAACCCGGGUCUCCGGGGACAACAGAGGAUAAACCCACCACUUGGGACAUUUAAAUACCCUUGAUGCAUUUAAAUAUCCUUGAUGCAUGAUUAUGAUUUCCAACCUUUAUUAUAUGUGUGUAUUUUGGGUUAAUCUUAUUUUGUUUAUUGUA
Daucus carota subsp. sativus is the source of this 1580-nucleotide messenger RNA. RefSeq names its product mitochondrial hydrolase YKR070W. Bases 21 to 1190 code for a protein of 389 amino acids. Gene Ontology annotation, biological process: glycerophospholipid biosynthetic process. The record is from RefSeq and is a predicted model, not a curated record. The transcript has 12 exons. Gene Ontology annotation, cellular component: mitochondrion. Lineage: Eukaryota; Viridiplantae; Streptophyta; Magnoliopsida; Apiales; Apiaceae.